Chenopodium quinoa (quinoa) is the source of this 2550-nucleotide messenger RNA. Its product is annotated as serine/arginine-rich splicing factor RSZ22-like. Gene Ontology annotation, biological process: mRNA splicing, via spliceosome. NCBI's taxonomy places the organism in Eukaryota, Viridiplantae, Streptophyta, Magnoliopsida, Caryophyllales, Amaranthaceae. Gene Ontology annotation, molecular function: RNA binding; zinc ion binding. The record is from RefSeq and is a predicted model, not a curated record. The transcript has 3 exons. The coding region runs from base 1058 to 2227 and encodes 389 amino acids. Gene Ontology annotation, cellular component: nuclear speck.
GAUGCUGAUAAAUGGUGGUGAAGCUUUUUAGCAGGCAACAGUUGCAGCCAGGAUCCAACAAUAGUACUAUUAGGAAUAGAGACUUGAUAUUACUGUGCAUAUUGAAGGCUAUGAAGUGCUUAAAGUUUGCUUCGGUGGCUUGGAUGGCUUCUAUGCUGUUUUAAUGUAGGAAGUUUACUGGACAUCCCUUCUGCAUCAGUUUGCUCUCUACAGCUCUCUGAAUGUUUGUGAUUUAGGAUGCAACGGCAUCGUUUCGACUCUUACUGCUUACCGUGCUCCGUUUUUUCAAAUCUGCUUGUCUGCGUCAUCAUCUGCUUGUCAUCGCUUCUUCUUAACUUCGUGUCAUCAUGACUCUGGAACCCCACUACAUUGGCCGCCCUCAAACUUUAAAUUUCAUCAUGUAUGACCAAGCUGCUCCACUUAGAACACGUUCACUAUGCUUGCCCCAGUUGAAGGAGAUGAGACCUCGUCACAUUUCAUCUAACCUGGUUGUGAGGGCAUAGGAACCAUCAAAAAUUUGUUUCUGGAUGAUCUAAAAGUACACCCAAAGUGUAGAAAAGGAAGUAAACUGCACAUGCCCCUUUGAUUAUAAGAUUCGCUAUAUAGUAACAUACUUCUCAGGGAACAUUAUGGACUUGAUGUCCCAGCUUGUCAAUGAGACUUGGUAAAACUACUGCUCCAACCGUUAUGUCCUCAGGGCAAAAUAACCUUUUUUUCUCUUGCACAGUUUCCAGGACAUCAGACAAAGGCCCUCAGCAGGUCGCUAUUGAGGAAGUUUCAUGUCAGUAGACUUCCAAGUACCAACUACAAUUGCACCAUUCAUUAUUUUGUUGAAGCAUAAGGUGGAAACUUCAAAGUCAAUGGUCAGCACCUAAUUAAAUAAUUGGUUACAUUAUAUUAGUCAAAGAGAAGGAACGGGCACACAUAAGGUGGAAAUUUAAAGCCAAUGGUUUAAUUCAAAGUAUAAUGAUGAUAGAUUUGGAUGGCCGAUUGACUAUAAAGUUAGCUAUACGAUCUAAGGCUUAUCGAAGUUAGAUACAGGCAUACAAUUUUAGACAUGAGUGAAGGAAAUGUUGAAGCUUCCUUACUUCCUAAACUCGAUGAUAUCGAGUCACAAAAUGAGAGGCUGCUAGGAACUGGGGAAGGAAUUGGGAUCGAUAUCAGGAAAGCUAUUGUUGAUAUUAAGCAGUUGAAGUCAUUUGAAUUUCUGAAGUCGGCUUUGAAAAUCUUUACCAGUAAUACCAAGUUUAUGCUCUUUAUGAUAUUGUCUAUUCUUCCUCUUUUUGUUUUUAUGGUCUUUUAUGAGAUAAAACUCCAAAAAUCAUUAAGUUUUCUUUCAUCAAACCCUCUUCUAAUGCAACACUACCCCAUUUCUGUAACUAUGUACCCCUAUAAUUCCUCACUAAUAAAUAGUACUGCAUCAAACUCGGUAGAUAAUUAUCAAGGUGUGUUGUAUGAUGAUGAGUUCACUAGUUAUACAACAUAUACUGAUCAAAGAAGGGAGUUUUUCUUAAACACAUUCCAAUUUUCUCUCUUUUAUUUGCUUCUGUAUCCCUUUCUAGAGUUCUUUAGCUUGAGCUUAACUACGAAAAUUGCAUCAAAAGUUCUUGCAGCUGAGAAACUGUCAACUUUCAAAGAGUUGUUUCACCAGAAAGUUAAUUUCGGCGGUCCUUUUACAACCUAUCUUUGUGUUCACUUACUGUCAUCAACAACUUUGUUAGGUCUUUCUUGGAUAAGACUAUUGAGUAAAGUUCUCUUCUCAGGUCCUAGGUACUAUGAUCAGUCUAUAUCUUUUUGGUAUGUACUGUUUGUUGCACUUCAGUCAGUGAUGUUUCUAGCUUUGCUAUACAAGUACCUUGAUUGGAGUGCAUUUUGGAAUAUGGGAAUGGCGAUUUCUUGUAAAGAAGAACAAACUGGGGUUGCUGCGUUAGGAUUAUCAGAGUAUUAUGGCAGGCAUUGCAAGAAAACCGGGUUUCAGUUGAUGCUCGGUUUUUUUGUGUUUGGUAAUGCUCUGAGGCUUCCUUGUUUGUAUGCCGGAUUAUGUAAUGGAAGUGUGGCUGGUGUUAUGAUCACUUCCAUUGUUAUAAUGUCAGUUUCAAUUGGAAAUUUGGUGAAGUGGAUUGCUUUUCUGUUGUACUUUGAAUAUUGUAAGCAGCAAACGAUGGAAAAGAAGGUUGAUGAUCAUAAGCAGGGGAAAACUGUGAAAGCAACUGGGGAUUUAUCUUGAUAUUUUUAUUUAGUUUUUCUUUGAGGCUACCCUUUAUACUUUUAAAAUUGUGUUAUAAUUUGAUUGUUUGAGUUGUAGUCACUGCAGUUCGUGUUGGGCUGGUUGUUGCGGAGGGAGUUUAGUGAACAAAGUUCUUGUAAACUUGUGCUGUACAUUCAUGAGUUUAGUGAACAAAGUUCUUGUAAACUUGUGUUGGGCUAGUGUUGUUAUAGAAGGUUGUUGAGGAGGAGCGCAAAACUUUGCAAACUGAUGUAUAAUUGAAACAUCUCUUGUUCUGUUUUCGGAGUAUUUCAGUGUUUAUAGAAGUAAAAACAUUAUAUAGA